Messenger RNA from Ostertagia ostertagi, 336 nucleotides. The record is from the annotation of a GenBank genome assembly. NCBI's taxonomy places the organism in Eukaryota, Metazoa, Nematoda, Chromadorea, Rhabditida, Trichostrongylidae.
CCGAAACAACGACAAACUACAGCUGGCAUUAACCAUUACGGAAGAUAUCCAUCAGAAAAUAGACCCGCCGGUGUAGGGAAGUUCCGUCGGGAUACUGUCGAAGAGAGCGCCUCUGUGUUGGAGGACUUGGAUCAUCUGCUAGAUAACGAGGAGCUGACUUUGCAACAAAGAAUGAGCAGACUAGAGAUAAGACAUGGUCGCUCCCUGCCAAAUUUGAUUCCGAAUGCUGCCGUAGUGAAGCAAAGAGAAGCAAGACGAUCUCCGGAACAGAUUCCUGAAUUCAUCACCGACUCUACCUCUAUGGAAAUCCGAGUUAAUGGCCAGGAAGCUAUCUAA